This is a messenger RNA of Ambispora gerdemannii, 132 nucleotides long. The record is from the annotation of a GenBank genome assembly. NCBI's taxonomy places the organism in Eukaryota, Fungi, Glomeromycota, Glomeromycetes, Archaeosporales, Ambisporaceae.
AAAAUAUGGAUGGAAGGCUAUCGUGGAUCGGAUGUUGAUGUCGGUUGCGGAAAUGCUGAUGUUGGGUGCGAAAAUAUUGGUUGGAUCGAAUAUUUAUGCUGGGUGCCGGAAAAUGAUUGGCAACGAUUGAGA